CACCUGCUCCUCCUCCUGAGCGAGAGCUGCUGAGGUAGGCCAAGCAGGAGACGAUUCCACCCUGGUUCUGGACGCUUCAAACAGACGUAAGGGGUACCGAGGAGAUUCCUUUAGGCCUAUUUACUGGGUACCUGGACAACACUGAAGAUUCACCAUAGAAUGAGGCUUUGCCUCUUACCUGUCCUUUUUCCUGCUUUCUGAAGCACAUCAUUCAACAUGGGAGAAGUUCAAAAGGUAAUCCCGCUACCUUCUGCUGCCGAUCUUUGAGUUUGAUGGAAAUGAACAUCUUGGGUUAUUCAGAGACAGACUGUUUUCCCUUUUCAAUAACAAACUAACUGACGAUUUGACACAAUCUCAGCUAAUAAAAUGCAUUGUAGUCCCUUACAAGCUUCAUAAUUGCUUUUUUUCUGUGUCUGUUUGUAAUAUCCUCUUCUUUCUUGUUUUUCUUAGGGGUUUUUCUCAGUCCUACAGAAAUUAAAAGGAACCACAGAACAGGAACUUCGGAUAGUCCUUCUGGGUCUAGACAACGCUGGCAAAACAACGCUGCUAAAACAGCUUUCAUCCGAGGAUGUCAACACCAUUACUCCUACACAGGUCAGAUCCAAUCCUGGCAUGCUCUGAACUUACAUAAGCAGGCCACUGCAGUUUUGUAAUGACAACUCUGUGACCCGCCUCCAUGGCAGGAUAUUACACUUCCUUCCUCAGGUUGUUGCCGAAGGCUUCCACGGAAUGGCACUUACUCAAUGGUAGCCGGAUGUCAGAUGUUUUUUUAACCUGCUGUUUCAAAAUCUGAUCUUUGAUCAUAUCAAUGUCUUCUACCAAACUAUAAUCAUUCUUGGAUCUCUAAAUGGGUGACAUGGGUGAGAAAACAAUUGCAUAUUAACCUCAGCUAAUGGCACCAUUGGUAGCAAGUAAAGCCACUCAUCCCUAAUAGCAGUUAAAAUAGAUGCAAAGGAUUGUCACACUUCAUGUCAGACAUGGAAAGGGAAAUAGAUGGCAUGAGUCAGACAUGGAAAGGGAGAUACAGUGGCUUGCGAAAGUAUUCACCCCCCUUGGCAUUUUUCCACUUUUAAGAUGCAAUAUAUUUUUAUUUUUUUAUAAACAAGAAAUAAGACCAAAAAAAUGAAAACUUCAGCAUGCAUCACUCUUCACCCCCCCAAAGUCAAUACUUUGUAGAGCCACCUUUUGCAGCAAUUACAGCUGCAAGUCUCUUGGGGUACAUCUCUAUAAGCUUGGCACAUCUAGCCACUGGGAUUUUUGCCCAUUCUUCAAGGCAAAACUGCUCCAGUUUGCAGACUCUGGGGCCUUUCAGAACAGGUGUAUAUAUACUGAGAUCAUGUGACAGAUCAUGUGACACUUAGAUUGCACACAGGUGGACUUUAUUUAUCUAAUUAUGUGACUUCUGAAGUUAAUUAGUUGCACCAUAUCUUAUUUAGGGGCUUCAUAGCAAAUGGGGUAAAUACAUAUGCGCGCAUAAUAUUUUCCAUUUUUUAUUUCUUCGAAUUUUUUGAAACAAGUUAUUUUUUUCAUUUCACUUCACCAAUUUGGACUAUUUUGUGUAUGUCCAUUACAUGAAAUCCAAAUAAAAAUCCAUUUAAAUUACAGGUUGUAACGCAACAAAAUAGGAAAAACACCACUUUUGCAAGGCACUGUAGAUGGCCUGAUCCCAGAUCAAUAAAUCAAAUGUAUUUUAUGAAGUCAUUUUUGCAGAAGCAGUUGUCAUAAAGUUCUUUACAAAUACCCAGCCUAAAACCCAAUGCAGAGGCAGAUGCACAGUGGCUAGGAAAAACUCCCUAGAACGCAGGAACCUUGGAAGAAACCUAGAGAGAAACUAGGCUCCGAGGUAUGGCCACUGGCCAGGCCUCUUCUGGCUGUACCGAUGACUUUACAAGGGUCAGGUCACUCCAGAGGGUUAUACUGCAAAGCAGGAUCAAUGAGUUAGCCAGCUAACUUCCCUAAAUAUUCUGAAAUAACUUGACAUUUUUUUAGAAAGAUUAGCUUGAAAUGGGUAUGGUCUAAUUGACUCAACAACCAAAAACACAUGGCUAACUCAAUGAUCCUGCUUUACAGUAUAUCCCUCUGGCCAAGAGCUCUGGAAGUAAACAAGUAGUGUCAUCAAAUAUCGACACGUUGUCCAUUCAAGUUCAUCAUAGUAGUGUUGAAUGAUUUGGUUGGUUUUUCAUAUGUUCGAAGGCAAUAAAAGACAGUGCUUGUUUAAGCAGUCGGUUUAUGCAGACUUUGCACAAAAUAGCACAUUGACAAUAGUACAUUUAGCUAGACUAAGAAUAGAGACUAGGCUGUGACUUUAAUCCGGGGGUUGAAGAUGACUUAACCAUAAAGGCAGAGAGGGUGCGACACACAUUGUGUAAGGCCUAGCUAAAAAUAGAGGGUCAAGGUUUAUUAUCAUUGUACAUGUCUGUCUUGUAAUGUCAGAAUGUUACAAACAAAUGCUUAUUUAGAGACACUAGUACAAUAUUAAGGCUGUGUUCUGUUAAACUGUGUUACCUCCGAAUUCUGCGCCUCCAUUGAUCCCAAAGGGCUUCAACAUUAAGAGUCUCACGUCUCACGGAAUGAAACUGAACGUGUGGGACAUCGGAGGACAGAGGAAGAUUCGGCCCUUCUGGAAGAAAUAUUUGGAAAACACAGAUUUGUUGGUGUGUAAAUGAUCUCUCACUUUGUCCUAUUAUACAGCGGCUUCAGAAACUAUUCACACCCCUUGAAUUGUUCCACAUUUUGUUGUGUUACAGCCUGACUUUAAAAUUGAUUCAAUUGAGGAUUUGUGUCACUGGUCUACACACAAUACCCCAUAAUGUCAAAGUGAAAUUAUGUUUUGAGACAUUUUUACAAAUUAAUUAAAAAUGAAAAGCUGAAAUGUCUUGAGUCAAUAAGUAUUCAACUCCUUUGUUAUGGCAAGCCUAAACAAGUUCAGGAGUAAAAAUGUGCUUAACAAAUCACAUAAUAAGUUGCAUGGAUUCGCUGUGUGCAAUAAUAUUGUUUUUAACAUGAUUUUUACAUUAUCUCUAAGGUCCCUCUGUGAUGCGUGUGAUAGAAGGAGUCAGGCGCAUGAGAGUAAUACGCAUCCAAAGAGUUUAUUCCGUCGAUAAACAGUUGCGCAAGCAUGUGACAACAAAACUCAGGCACAGGGGAAAUAUCUACCCUGGCAACAACAAGGUAAGGGUAGCUCAACCGAGCUACACACAGCUCACUACAAACAAUCACCCACACAGACAAGGAAGCAGAGGGAACACUUAUACAUUGACUAAUUGGGGAUAAGGACCAGGUGUGUGUGAUUAAUUAGACAAGACAAGUGGAGUGAUGAUAAAUGGAUCGGCAGCAGCUAGUAAGCCGGUGACGACGAACGCCGAAACCUGCCCGAACAAGGAGGAGAGGCAGCCUCUGCGGAAUUUCAAACACAGAUUCAACCACAAAGACCAGGGAGAUUUUCCAAUGCCUUGCAAAGAAGGGCACCUAUUGGUAAAAGGGUAAAAACAAAAAAAGCAGACAUUGAAUAUCCCUUUGAGCAUGGUGAAGUUAUUAAUUACACUUUGGAUGAUGUAUCAAUACACCCAGUCACUACAAAGAUACAGGCGUCCUUCCUAACUCCGUUGCCAGAGAGAAAGGAAACCGCUCAGGGAUUUCACAUUGAGGCCAAUGGUGAUUUUAAAACAGUUAAAUAAUUUAAUGGUUGUGGUAUGAGAAAACUGAGGAUGGAUCAACAACAUUGUAGUUACUCAUCACUUUUUAUUUUAUUUAUUUUUUAUUUCACCUUUAUUUAACCAGGUAAGCCAGUUGAGAACAAGUUCUCAUUUACAACUGCGACUACUAACCUAAAUGACAGAGUGAAAAGAAGGAAGCUUGUACAAAAUAACAAAUGUUCAUAAACAUUCAUCCUGUUUCCAAUAAGGCCCUAAAGUAAAACUGCAAAAAAUGUGGCAAAGGAAUUAACUUUAUGUCCUGAAUACAAAGCGUUAUGUUCGGGGCAAAUCCAACACAACACAUCACUGAGUACCACUCUUUAUAUUUUCAAGCAUGGUGGUGGCUGCAUCAUGUUUUGGGCAUGCUUGUCAUCGGCAAGAACUAGGGAGUUUCUUUGGAUAAAAAUAAACAAAAUAUAGCUAAGUACAGGUAAAGUCCUAAAGGAGAACCUGGUUCAGUCUGCUUUCCAACAGACAAUGGGAGACAAAUUCACCUUUCGGACAAUAACCUAAAACACAAGGACAAAUAUACACUGGAGUUAUUUACCAAGAAGACAUUGAAUAUUCCAGAGUGGCCUAGUUACAGUUUUGACUUCAAUCGGAAUGAAAUUUUAUGGCAAGACUUGAAAAUGGCAGUCUAGCAAAGAUCAACAACCUAUUUGACAGAGCUUGAGGAAUUACAAUACCAGUCAAAGUUUUGGACACACCUACUCAUUCAAUGGUUUUUCAUUAUAAAAAAAAAAAUUUACAUUGUAGAAUAAUAGUGAAUACAUCAAAAACUAUGAAAGAACACAUAUGGAAUCAUGUAGUAACCAAAAAAGUGUUAAACAAAUAAACAUAUAUUUUAUAUUUGAGAUUCUUCAAAUUGCCAUCCUUUGCCUUGAUGACAGCUUUGCACACUCUUGGCAUUCUCUCAACCAGCUUCAUGAGGUAGUCACCUGGAAUGCAUUUCAACUCACAGGUGUGCCUUCUUAAAAGUUAAUUUGUGGAAUUUCUUUCCUUCUUAAUACAUUUGAGCCAAUCAAGAUAGGGGGUAUACAGAAGAUAGCCCUAUUUGGUAAAAGACCAAGUCCAUAUUAUGGCAAGAACAGCUCAAACAAGCAAAGAGAAACGACAGUCCAUCAUUACUUUAAGGCAUGAAGGUCAGUCAAUACGGAAUAUUUCAAAAACUAUGAUGAAACUGGCAUAGGAAUGGAAGACCCAGAGUUACAUCUGCUGCAGAGGAUACGUUCAUUAGCGCUACCAGCCUCAGAAAUUGCAGCCCAAAUAAAUGCUUCACAGAGUUCAAGUCACAGACACAUCUCAACAUCAACUGUUCAGAGGGGACUGUGUGAAUCAGGCCUUCAUGGUCGAAUUUCUGCAAAGAAACCACUACUAAAGAAGAGACCUGCUUGGGCCAAGAAACACGAGCAAUGGAUUUGGUGUCCAAAUUGGAGGUUUUUGGUUCCAACCGCCGUGUCUUUGUGAGACGCGGUGUGGAGGAACGGAUGAUCUCCGCAUUUGUAUUUCCCACCGUAAAGCAUGGAGGAGGAGGUGUUAUGGUGUAGGGGUGCUUUGCUGGCGACACUGUCUUCAAGGCACACUUAACCAGCAUGGCUACCACAGCAUUCUGCAGCGAUACGCCAUCCCAUCUGGUUUGGGAUUAGUGGGACUAUCAUUUGUUUUUCAACAGGACAAUGACCCAACACACCUCCAGGCUGUGUAAGGCUAUUUUACCAAGAAGGAGAGUGAUGGAGUGCUGCAUCAGAUGACCUGGCCUCCACAAUCCCCCGACCUCAACCCAAUUGAGAUGGUUUGGGAUGAGUCAGACGGCAGAGUGAAGGAAACGCAGCCAACAAGUGCUAAGCAUAUGUGGGAACUCCUUCAAGACUGUUGGAAAAGCAUUCCAGGUGAAGCUGGUUCAGAGAAUUCCAAGAGUGUGCAAAGCUGUCAUCAAGGCAAAGGAUGGCUAUUUGAAGAAUCUCAAAUAUAAAAUAUAUUUUGAUUUGUUUAACACUUUUUGGGUUACUACAUGAUUCCAUAUGUGUUAUUUCGUAGUUUUGAUGUCUUCAUUAUUAUUCUACAAUGUAGAAAAUAGUAAAAAUAAAGAAAAACCCUUGAAUGAGUAGGUGUGUCCAAACGUUUCACUGUUACUGUAAACUAAUUAUAAUGUGCAAAUAUUGUAUAAUCCAGGUGUGCAAAGCUCUUAGAGACUUAGCAGAAAGCCUCACUGCUGUAAUUGCUGCCUAAAGUGAGUCUAACAUGUAUUGACUCAGGGGUGUAAUAUUUCUGUAUUUAAUUUUCAAUGUCUAAAAAAAAGUCUAAAAACAUGUUUUCACUUUGUCAUUAUGGGGUAUUGUGUGUAAAUGGGUGAGAAAAUAAAUCAAUUUAAUCCAUUUUAAAUUCAGGCUGUAACACAAAAAAUGUGGAAUAUGUCAAGGGGUAUGAAUAGUUUCUGAAGGCACUGUAUCUGUAAUAUGCUUCAGAGAGUAAAAUAGAAGCCAUUUACUACAGUUAGGUUUAGACCACAGUCUGUUUCAUUGCUUAGAGAAAACACUGGACAUUAGUUUACUUCAGAAUCUUGAAUAUCAAUAAAAGUUAGAUACCGAAUAGAGAAUCAGUCUUAUACAGUGAGGGAAAAAAGUAUUUGAUCCCCUGCUGAUUUUGUACAUUUGCCCACUGACAGAGAAAUGAUCAGUGUAUAAUUUUAAUGGUAGGUUUAUUUGAACAGUGAGAGACAGAAUAACAACAAAAUCCAGAAAAACACAUGUCAAAAAUGUUAUAAAUUGAUUUGCAUUUUAAUGAGGGAAAUAAGUAUUUGACCCCCUCUCAAUCAGAAAGAUUUCUGGCUCCCAGGUGUCUUUUGUACAGGUAACGAGCUGAGAUUAGGAGCACACUCUUAAAGGGAGUGCUGCUAAUCUCAUCUUGUUACCUGUAUAAAAGACACCUGUCCACAGAAGCAAUCAAUCAAUCAGAUUCCAAACUCUCCACCAUGGCCAAGACCAAAGAGCUCUCCAAGGAUGUCAGGGACAAGAUUGUAGACCUACACAAGGCUGGAAUGGGCUACAAGACCAUCGCCAAGCAGCUUGGUGAGAAGGUGACAACAGUUGGUGCGAUUAUUCGCAAAUGGAAGAAACACAAAAGAACUGUCAAUCUUCCUCGGCCUGGGGCACCAUGCAAGAUCUCACCUCGUGGAGUUGCAAUGAUCAUGAGAACGGUGAGGAAUCAGCCCAGAACUACACGGGAGGAUCUUGUCAAUGAUCUCAAGGCAGCUGGGACCAUAGUCACCAAGAAAACAAUUGGUAACACACUACGCCGUGAAGGACUGAAAUCCUGCAGCGCCCGCAAGGUCCCCCUGCUCAAGAAAGCACAUAUACAGGCCCGUCUGAAGUUUGCCAAUGAACAUCUGAAUGAUUCAGAGGAGAACUGGGUGAAAGUGUUGUGGUCAGAUGAGACCAAAAUCGAGUUCUUUGGCAUCAACUCAACUCGCCGUGUUUGGAGGAGGAGGAAUGCUGCCUAUGACCCCAAGAACACCAUCCCCACCGUCAAACAUGGAGGUGGAAACAUUAUGCUUUGGGGGUGUUUUUCUGCUAAGGGGACAGGACAACUUCACCGCAUCAAAGGGACGAUGGACGGGGCCAUGUACCGUCAAAUCUUGGGUGAGAACCUCCUUCCCUCAGCCAGGGCAUUGAAAAUGGGUCAUGGAUGGGUAUUCCAGCAUGAUAAUGACCCAAAACACACAGCCAAGGCAACAAAGGAGUGGCUCAAGAAGAAGCACAUUAAGGUCCUGGAGUGGCCUAGCCAGUCUCCAGACCUUAAUCCCAUAGAAAAUCUGUGGAGGGAGCUGAGGGUUUGAGUUGCCAAACGUCAGUCUCGAAACCUUAAUGACUUGGAGAAGAUCUGCAAAGAGGAGUGGGACAAAAUCCCUCCUGAGAUGUAUGCAAACCUGGUGGCCAACUACAAGAAACGUCUGACCUCUGUGAUUGCCAACAAGGGUUUUGCCACCAAGUACUAAGUCAUGUUUUGCAGAGGGGUCAAAUACUUAUUUCCCUCAUUAAAAUGCAAAUCAAUCACGUUUUUGACAUGCAUUUUUCUGGAUUCUUUUGUUGUUAUUCUGUCUCUCACUGUUCAAAUAAACCUACCAUUAAAACGAUAGAUUGAUCAUGUCUUUGUCAGUGGGCAAACGUACAAAAUCAGCAGGGGAUCAAAUACUUUUUUCCCUCACUGUAUGUGUGACAAGAUGAGAAAUAUCCCUCCUAUUUCCUCUUUCCUCCAGAUAUAUGUCAUAGACAGUACAGACAAGAAGCGGUUUGAAGAAACUGGACUGGUAAGGCCAACUGAAAUAGUAGUCAUACUCUAUUCCAAGUUUUUUAACAGUUAGCCUUGUAUUAUAAUAGUGGAUAUGCAAACCUGUAAUUGCUGACAACACAAAGAUGUAGUCCACAUACUAUGCUCCUCUCUGGAAUAACACUGCUGACCCCUCAGGAACUGUCAGAGCUGAUCGAUGAGGAGAACCUGAAGGGGGUUCCCGUGCUCAUCUUUGCCAACAAGCAGGACCUGUCCACGGCCUCGCCUGCCAGCGAGAUUGCAGAGGGCCUGAACCUUCACACAUUACGCGACCGGGAGUGGCAGAUCCAGGCCUGCUCAGCUUUCUCUGGAGAGGGAGUUCAGGUAGGCCACAACAUCUCUGAAAAUAGGACAGAUAAUGUCACAUUCAGCGUUUAA
Coregonus sp. 'balchen' is the source of this 8399-nucleotide messenger RNA. The record is from the annotation of a GenBank genome assembly. Lineage: Eukaryota; Metazoa; Chordata; Actinopteri; Salmoniformes; Salmonidae.